AUGAAUCUCUCACUAACUGACCCCUUUGUUCUCGCACAAGACUACCCUGAAUCCACCACCAGCAGCCUUCGCAGCGGGCAUGCGUGCGCUCUGCGAUUCAAUCGCAAAGGUGACUUUCUAGCUGCCGGACGCGCCGACGGUGUCGUCGUUAUCUUCGAUGUGGAAACGCAAGGAGUGGCCCGCAAGCUGAAAGGACAUACACGGCAGAUACAGUCACUGAGCUGGUCGCGCGACGGGAGAUAUCUUCUGACGUCGAGCCAAGAUUGGAAGUGCAACUUGUGGGAUCUUCAGGAUGGCAGUAUCCUGCGGAGUGCUAGGUUUGAGGCGCCAGUAUAUAUCGCAGAGUUACAUCCCUGGAACCACCUUAUGUUCAUAGUGUCGCUUUUUGAAGAACAGCCUCUUCUGGUUGAUGCCUCUGAGCCGGAGGUCGUGAAGUACAAUCUUUCUUCAGCGCCAAAACGCAUGCCGGAUGAGAAGGUUACAGAUAAGCAGGCUGCGCAAGAUGCGAAACAGACCACGACAGUCUCGGUUUUUACGGCCUCGGGAAAUCAUAUAGUGGCGGGUACAAAUAAAGGAUGGCUGAAUAUAAUUGAGGUGGCUACACGUUCGACUAUCUACUCUACGAAAAUUUGCGCCGGCGUGGUCAUAUUUUUGCGUCUUACGAGCUCUGGGAGGGAUAUCGUGAUCAAUGCUUCGGACAGAAUUAUCCGCACGAUACAGUUGCCCGAUCUGUCUGCAGACCCAGACACAAUUGAUAUUGAAGUCGAGCACAAAUUCCAGGAUGUCGUUAACAGACUGUCCUGGAACCAUGUAGCAUUCAGUUCCACCGGGGAGUAUGUGACGGCCUCAACCUACAAUAACCACGAUAUUUACAUCUGGGAACGUAAUCAUGGCAGCUUGGUCAAGAUCCUCGAGGGCCCCAAGGAGGAACAUGGAGUUGUGGAAUGGCAUCCCCAUCGGCCCUUGAUCGCGGCUUGUGGGCUGGAAACUGGAAGGAUUCAUAUUUGGUCCAUCAUCCCUCAACAACGAUGGUCAGCACUGGCGCCAGAUUUUGUGGAAGUCGAAGAGAAUGUCGAAUACAUGGAGCGCGAAGAUGAGUUUGAUAUCCAUCCGCAAGAGGAAAUUCAUAAACGAAGAUUGGACCUGGAGGAUGAAGAUAUUGACGUCUUGACAGUGGGACCCGUGAAGGGUUUGGAGGAAGAGAAUGCAUUCAGAAUGCCGGUGCAGCUGGACCUUCAGGAUAGCGAGGGGGAAGAAGAAUUCGUUACCAUCGGGCGGGGCGAGAUGAGAAGGAAAAGCCCGACGGAGGGGAGAGAAUAUAUACUUGAUUCGGAGGUGAUUGGUAGUGCUGACGAAGUACCUAAGAAGGCGAAAACGAAGAGCAGAAAGAGGUGA
This is a messenger RNA of Venustampulla echinocandica, 1395 nucleotides long. RefSeq lists its product as uncharacterized. Lineage: Eukaryota; Fungi; Ascomycota; Leotiomycetes; Helotiales; Pleuroascaceae. Gene Ontology annotation, molecular function: protein binding. The coding region runs from base 1 to 1395 and encodes 464 amino acids. Gene Ontology annotation, cellular component: Set1C/COMPASS complex. The record is from RefSeq and is a predicted model, not a curated record. The transcript has 2 exons.